AUGCCCCUAACCCUCCUCUCCUUCCACCACUUCCACUCCCCCCUCAAGCUCUCCGCCCUCCACACACUAACACGCACCCACACCGGCCCCACCAGCGGCCUCUACCUACAAGGGCGUCCGGGCGCCCUCCUCAUCUCCUCGCCCUCCGUGCCGGCGCUCCACGCCUACGUCAGGGCCGUGAAACGCAUGCGCUGGCAGCGCGUGCACAACCUCGGCACGAGCGAGGACCAAGACCACCUGCUGCGCCUGCCGCCGGGCGCGCUGGUAAGGGUGGGCGAGAUGCGCGGGCUGGUGGGCGCCGCGGGGGAGCAUGGUGGCGUGGGGGCGGGGGAGUGGGUGAGGGGGGCGGUGAGGCGGGGGUUUGGGGGUGCGGGUGGGUUGAGGUGA
This is a messenger RNA of Morchella sextelata, 387 nucleotides long. RefSeq lists its product as uncharacterized. The coding region runs from base 1 to 387 and encodes 128 amino acids. The record is from RefSeq and is a predicted model, not a curated record. Lineage: Eukaryota; Fungi; Ascomycota; Pezizomycetes; Pezizales; Morchellaceae. The transcript has a single exon.